Molecule: messenger RNA, 4134 nt
Organism: Closterium sp. Naga37s-1
Lineage: Eukaryota; Viridiplantae; Streptophyta; Zygnematophyceae; Desmidiales; Closteriaceae
Source: the annotation of a GenBank genome assembly
AUGAAUCUCUUUCUCUUCUUCUCCGUCUUUCCUCCCUCCUUCCUCUCUCCCCUCUCUUCGCCCCCCUCCGUUUCUUUCCUGCUUUUCUCCCUCACCACCUCCUUGGGAGGAAAUCCACCUUCCCACAUCCUCCGUUCGUCGCUCCUCCCGUUCGUCGUUCCUCCCGUUCGUUCCCCCUCUCUCCUACCGCUGCCCCUCUUACCACUUCCAAUCUUCUCUGAUCUCCUUUGCCUGAUUCUCCUUAGUUUCCCUUCCCUUCCCUCCCGUUCUUAUAACCACCCCCCUCCCCCCCCUCCUCUCUGCCCCCCUUCCUCUAUCGGCAACGCCCCCUUCUUCUCCCCGUCCAACUCACCCCCUUCCCCCGCUCCCCCACCAUGUGCGGCCUUCCUCCCCCCCGCUUCACCCUGUUCCGCGUAUUCCCCCCCAGUGCUGGGCGUGGCUAGAGAUGCGUCACAGCAGGACAUCCGUGCGGCGUACAAGAAGCUCGCCAGGCGAUGGCACCUGGACAAGAACCAGGGUGCAAAGGCAGCGCAUGAACGGUUCCUGUCAGUGCAGGCGGCAUACGAGAUGGUGGGAGAGGAGGAAGCGAGGAAGAGGUUCGACCGCUACGGUGCUGAUGCGGACGAUCACAGCGGUGGGGGUCAGUACCAGAGGCAGCAGCGCUACCAGCAUCAUCAUGCCUACUCCGACUCAUUCUUCUCGCACUGGGGACAGCAGCAGAGUGACGACCUCAUGCCGUCGGCCACUAAGACGCUGACAGCUGUCAACUUCGGGCAGCAGGUGCUGGGCGGCGGAGACGCGUGGCUCAUUCAGAUCUUCUCCAUCUAUUCGCCGCAGUCCCGUGCCUUUGCCCCGCACUGGGAGAAGCUGGCGUCGGAAUUCGAAGGUGUGGUGCGGUUUGGCAGGGUGGAGGUAUCGGAGCAGCGGCGCCUGGCAUCGGUUCUCGCCAACCACAAGUGCUUCCGCUCCUCCUUCGGCUUUGGAUCCGGCUUCCCGGCCUUCGUGGCCUUCACCCCAUCCUGUCGGGACAUUGCGUGCUGCUCGUCCGUGUGGGCCUCUGCAGCCCCUUCCUCUCUGCGCUCCUUCCUCACUGACUCGCUCCUCCUCCUGCCUUACCUCCCGGCCGUCUCUCCGUCCCUCCUUGAAUCCCUACCUCUUCGCCUCUCCUUCCAAAAGCCAGUCGUAGUGGCUGCUGUUCCAGUCGAGUCCUCCUCGUCCGCCUCCUCUUCCUCAGCAGCAGCCGCUCUGCUCCUCCAGAUGAGGGUAGCAUCAGCGGAUCCGCAAUGGCGUUCCUCCCUCCACUUCUCCUCUGUCGCCCUGCACCCACACCACCUCAACGCGCUCGCCCCUCGCCUGGGCAUGCGUCGCCUUCCCUGUCUGCUCAUCUUCAAGGACCCUCAGAGAGAGCCUCUAGUUGUCACUGGGAAGUGGAGCAAAGACAGGCUUCAUGACGUGCUGUCUAAGAACCAAUCGCCUGAUCUCCUUUCCCUGCACAAGGACUCAGCGCCUCUGCUCCGAUUCUACAUCCCCGAUUCCUCCCACCUCUUCUCCCUCUUCUCCUCCCCUUCCUCCUCCUCCUCCUCCUCCUCCUCUUCCUCUGCCGACUCCUCUCACCCCUCUCUCCCCGCACACGGGCCCUGGUACUCUCUAGUGCUCAUCGGCCAUUCAGCAGACCUCGCCCUCUCCAAGUUCUCCUCUUUCGCCUCCUCCCUUUCGGAGAUUCGCAAGCUGAAGCGAAUCCUCGACAACCCGCCAUCCUCCUCCUCCUCGCCUCCCUACACUGCCUUCUCCUCCCACCGCCUCUUCCUCUCUUGGCUCGAUGCCUCCCAACAGCCAGCUGUUUGCCGCUUCCUCCUCUCCCUCUCCCCUCACUCCCACACCCACUCUCACACUCGCUCACACGCUCACGCUCACUCUCACGUCCUGCCUAGAAUUAUUACUCAACUUGCACAAUUCUUCUCCCAGCUCUUAUCUCCUGUUCUCCGCGUCCUUCCAUCUCCCAUCACCUCCUCCCUCUCACGUCUCUCCUCCUCAAUCCUCCGCUACCUCCCUUUCUCGCCCUUCGCCCCUCCCCCGUCCAUCCUCUCCCUCUGCUCCUCCCCCUCUCUCUCUCACUACACCACACACUAUCUCGACCAGUUUCUCCUCCUCUCCUCCCACCUCGUCUCCUCCCUCUCCUCCUCCUUUCAAGACUAUGCCAACUCCCUCUCGCUCCAAUUUCUCGGGUCUCCGUUCUUUCCGCUCGGGCAGCCGAAAAGCUCUCUGAUCGCUGGAUGGAGCUGGGGCAGGUGGGGAAAAGAAAGAAACGAUGGCAAAGCAAGUCUGAGAACAGGAGCCUGUCCUGCCAUAGUGUUGUUGCGACACCAGCACGUGGGAACGGGUGGAGGAAAAGGCGGAAAGGGAGGAAGGGGAAACGGAGGAUGGGGAGCAAGAUGGGGAGAGUUAGGAGGAGAGGGGGUGAGAGGGGGAGGGAAUAAGAGGAGGGUAUCACAGCAUGUGGCUGUGCUGCGACGGAAGGGAGGAGGGGGAAGGGCAUCAGGGAGGGGAACGAGGCGGAGUGAGGCGGGGGGAGGGGACGACUGCCCGUUGGUUUCUGCAGGAGAGAUGUUUGAGUGGCUAUCAGAUCUCAUAGGAGGCAGUGAAUCACAUGAUCUCGUGCAUCCUCAGUUCCGAGCUCUGCAGCAGCAACCUCCCGCUCUGGCCCAUCCAAACACCUGGUGGGACCACACACUCUCUCCCUCCUCUUCCUCCUCCUCCUCUCUGCCCUCCUGGUUCCUCCCCUCCGCCCUCCUCUCCUUCCUCUGGCAAUCCUUCUAUGCCUGUAAACACACUCUGGAGCUGCUUCUAGGGGAGCCGCUAGGGGAGGCUAUUUCAUCCCCGCUACUGUCUGCCUUCAUAACGCUCGUUGUGAUCUACACUAUUGGCACGUGCUUAGGUGCUCCUUCCACUGCAUCUGCAACGGGAGCAGGAGGGAUAAGAGUAUCAGAGGAGGAGGAAGGGGAGGAGGAGGAAGAGGAGGAAGGGGAGGAAGAGGAGGAAGAGGAAGGAGAGGAGGAUGGGGAGGAGGAGGGAGAGGGAUGGGGAGUGGAUCAGCAGAAGGGCCGAGGGGUGAAGAAGAGAGAGGAGGCAAGGACAGCAGAUGAUGCAGCAAGAGCAGUGGCGUGGGAGAGGAAGCGACUGAACAUGUGGGAGCAUGGUCCCACUCACAAACCCUCGUCUGACUACCUCCCACCUCUUUCCAGGGUUACCCGUGAUGCUCUCAGUAGCGUUCACAGCAGCAGUGUGAUUAGCAGCGGCAGCAGCAGCAAGGCCAGCAGUAGUAGUAGCAGGGGUGAGGUAGCAAAGGUUGGUGUGAGGAGCAGUGGCGGCGGAAGCAGUGGGAGGGAGAAGCAAGGGAGAAUGGAGGGUGGUGGAGUGGUGGAACUCUCUUCUAGUGCGGAUUGCUGGUGGCUGCCUGCUGAUAGGCGAACAGGCAGCAGCAGCACCACCAGCGGCAGCACCAGCAGUAGCAGCAGCAUGUUAGUGAGUGGUGGUAGCACGGCGCCAUAUGCUGUGGUGAUGGUGCUGCGGGACUGUGCCUCGUCUGACAAAGACGCUGCUCUUACUAGCUACAGAGAGGUGGCCGCAUCCUUUGCCAAAGAACCAAGGCUUGUGUUUUCCUACGUUGACUCAUCAAAACACCAGGCAUGGCUUUCCUUACUCUCCCUCUUCUCCCCACGAGCUAAAGGAGGGAGAAUAAGUGAGGAUAAGGAGUUGAGCGGAGGAGAUCGGUACGGCGGUAGGGAAGGGAAUGGGGUGGAGAGAAGGGAGGAGAGAGGGAAGGAGCAGCAGGAGGAAGGUGAAGGAUGGGUGGAGGUGGAAAGUGAAGGGAGGGCAAGCAGAGGGAGGGAAGGGGUUGAAGGAAGAAGAGAUGUGCCUUGUGUGGGAACAGCAGCAGUGAUAGUGGCUUCUUUUUCUUCCCCUGUGCGUUGGUUUUUAUUGGAGGCUGCUCCUCUUCCUGUGCUCCCCUGUAUUGUGCAGUGCAUAGGCAACAUGCCCGAUGACACUGUGAAAGUGCUUGUAACAAGAGUGGAGCGGCUCUUAGAUGGCUCGUUUGGUCCGUGGGUGCCGGCGUCUUGGCCUGCUCUAUCCUAA